CUGGAAUGCCUGGCAAGGGUUUAUAUCCCCUUCUUUUUCUCGAAGUCAACAGGACUUAGAUUUAAGACUAGGCAUCCAGGCACAACUUGGGCUAUCCCAAUGAGCCAUGCUGGUAUCUCUGAAGGAACUAUGCAGGGGGCAGCUGUAGCAACAUUGACACCGUCCAUGAAAGGGCUACAUGAACGAGCAGGCUUGUAUCAAGGGAUGGAUGGCUUCCGCCUGGGAGUAGCUCCUGGUAGCAUAUGGCCAGAAUUGGUACCUGUGUAUUCGGGAGUCCCAGGGUUGGGAGCAAGGACAGUAGUGAACCAACCGCGAGACAUUGAAGGUGCUAUGGAGGCUGAUAGGAAAGAAGGGUUGACUCAAGAUUUGGGCAUGAGCAAGAGGGAGAUGGAACUCAUGGUGGAGGUGCGCAACCUUCGAGAGUUGGUAUGGUCUUCUGAACGGGCGUUAGAGGAGAGUGAAGUAAGGAGGAAAGAGAUUGCUGCAAAAAACAUGAUCCUUGAAGAAAGACUGUGUACUGCUGAUGCCAGAGAGUCCUUUCUGAACAACAAGGUAGCGGAUUUGCAAGCGCGGGAGGCAAAACUUUCUGAAGAUGCAAAACACUUGGAACAGAAGCUGAAAGAAGGCGCCAAUGAUCUUGAAUUUUACAGAAGGCAGCAUCGAGAAAAUGAGGAGAAGGUGUACAGCCUUGAGCUGAAGAAUCGGCGGCUUGAAGAGGAACUGGAAGUUCUUCAGAGGAAGUUGGACGACAUCAUCAAUUCUGAUAAAGAGGAGAAAAAGAAGAUGGAAGCAGAGCUGCACUCAUUACGGAUGCUACCUGCCGCCGUUGAAACUCUGAGACGCGAGAACAGUAACUGCAAGACAAAAUUGCACAAAACAGAGAAUGAAGUCAUGCAGCUGAAGGAUUAUGUUGCAACCCUCAAGCAUGAAAUUCAGGAUCUGGAAAAAGGUCGCAGGCUCUCAUCUGCUGAUAAUGAUAACCUGAGGAAGGAGUCAAACAUGCUGAAGCUUCAAGUCACAUCGAAGGAUGCCACCAUAUCCCAGCUGCAAACAUCCCUAGCAAACUGUAAGGAUGAUAAUGUCCAGCUUGCACAACAGCUCAGGAGACUUGAGCAUGCAGCUUUCCAUUUUAAAUCAAGCCCUGCUCCUCGGACGGCGGGUUCGGGUAGCCCUUUGGGUGGAGCAUUUAGCAGUGCACCUUGGGCUGGUGAGAUGAUAUCAUCACCACCAGCACAGGACUUAAGGGCAAUGCCAUCUCGUGCGCGUGGAAUGGAAACAUCAUUUGAUCUAUUCACUGGAGGCCCUUACAUUCAGCGGAAUUUCUCACCUAGGCAAGACGAUGCUGAAUUAGGUGGAUUCAAUGGCGGCAACAGGCGAUGGCGCCCACCAGUGCUUGAUGGGGAGCAACCAUCUUCUCGAGGAAAGGACAGCGAACUAUGGGAAUUACAUGAGGCACCAAGGGUUGCCCGAAGGCAUUCAACACCAGGGUAUCUUGAGCGAGAUCCCAUGCCACCAGCAGAUGUUGAACCUAGUCGCCCUGCACGGUGGAGUACCUCCAACAUUGAGAAGCCAAUUUCUAUGCAAGAUGAUUGGGAAAGGCCUGGUUCAGAUUUACAAGGUACUGGGAACCCCAAAGGACAAAAGACGUCACAUGGUGAGGGCGCUCUGGAAAGGAAUGGAGGGGAGUUAAGAUCUGAUGCACAGAAGAGGGAUCUCAACUGUUGGGGAAGGUCGGAGGGUGGGUCCGGAUUUGCGGAGGGACAGCAACGGCAAUUUCCGACGCUCCAGCUGAGGGAGAGCGACAAUGCGGUUGCAAGGGCGGCGAAAGGUGAAGGAGAUGUGGCUGCAGGCUCACCCUUAGGGUCGAAUACAUCUUCACCAAGAACGUCUGCCGCAGCAGGACUUCCCAGCAGCCCUCACGGAGACAACAGGACAAUGAAUCUUAUCUUUGGGGGAAGUGAGGGAGGAGGAGGACAGCGAACACGGUUUGCUGGUGCGGAUGCAGGUGUGGAGGGUGGACCGGCGGGGAAGGUGGCAGGUGGAUUGGCGGGAAAGGUGGCAGAGAGUCCAAGAAGUACGGAAGCUGUAGGGCGGGGAAGAGCCCCAGGGACACGCCAUCCAUCGUAUACCUCUGAGAAAGAAGUGCAAGAGAAACUCCAACAGUCCUGUGGCCUGGAGCUUCAGCUAAGCAACAUGUGCAUGGAAAGACAGAAGCUGGAGUCAGAGCUGGUGAAGCUCCCUCAAUCUGCUGGCCGAACAAUGAGCGAGAGGAAGAAGAAGAUGUUUCUAGAGAAUCGGUUGGAGGAACUGAACAAGGAGAUUGGAAGAUUGAGGAUGAAGUUGCGGGAGAUGAACGUCUUUCACUGAAGUUGCAGAGGGACAGCUUUAUUGCGAG
This is a messenger RNA of Chara braunii, 2395 nucleotides long. Lineage: Eukaryota; Viridiplantae; Streptophyta; Charophyceae; Charales; Characeae. The record is from the annotation of a GenBank genome assembly.